CCCGGAAUGCAGAGACCGAAGCGGCAGCGGAGAGGCUCCUCCCGGGACUAGCGCCCAGACCCACCGCGCUCUCUUUUGUUCCAGCUACUAAAGACCUUGUAUUGACAGCCAUUUGGUGAAGUGGAAAUUGAGCAAGGAGAAGCCAUGCUGGAAACAAUAGAUACUCACCGGGCCCUCCAGGCAGUGGAGCGCCUACAAGCAAAAUUACGGGAACGAGGUGAUACAGCAAAUGAAGAAAAACUGAGUUUACUGAAAUCAGUGCUGCAAAGCCCUUUGUUCAAUCAAAUCCUGAACCUUCAGGCUUCACUUCCACAGCCAAGAGAACAGGUAAAUGUUUCACCCUUGGUACCCUCAUCUGGUGAACUCCUGCAGCUUCCCCAUCAUAGUACUAUCGUGGGUUCUUCAGUUCACAGUGAUUCCUAUCUGUCAGCUCAGGAGAAUGGCAACCUUUCUAGUGGGUCAGGAGUACCUGCACGGUCCACCACCCCUCAGAUUAAUGGGAAGUCCUUUGGUGAUGAAUUUCAACUAUUGAUCAGAAAUAUGGCACAGGGACGACUUGUGGAGACUAUAGAGCUUGUGAAACCUCCAAGUGGUGGACUAGGCUUUAGUGUUGUUGGCCUGAAGAGUGAAUACAGAGGUGAACUUGGCAUAUUUGUGCAAGAGAUUCAAGAUGGGAGUGUGGCACACAGAGAUGGAAGGCUGCAGGAAGCAGAUCAAAUUCUCGCUAUAAACGGGCAAGCCCUCGAUCAAACAAUUACACAUCAACAGGCUAUUGGCAUCUUACAGAAAGCAAAAGAUAGUGUCCAGCUGGUAGUGGCUAGGGGCUCUUUGCCUCAGCUCAUCAGUCCUGUUGUUUCUCGGUCUCCGUCAGCUGCUAGUACAAUCUCAGCCCACUCCAAUCCGGUUCACUGGCAGCAUGUAGAGACCAUUGAGUUGGUGAAUGAUGGAUCAGGUCUGGGAUUUGGGAUAGUUGGUGGAAAAUCAACUGGAGUGAUAGUCAAAACCAUCCUUCCAGGAGGAAUAGCUGAUCAGCAUGGUAGGCUGCACAGUGGAGACCACAUCUUGAAAAUUGGGGAUACAGAUCUGGCUGGAAUGAGCAGUGAGCAGGUGGCACAAGUCCUGAGACAAUGUGGGAACAGAGUGAAGUUGGUUAUAGCCAGAGGUCCAGUAGAGGAGCCAGUACCACCAGCAGUCCCUCCAGGCACACCAGUACAAACUUUCAUACCAGAUAACCAGAGACAAGAAGAGACACAAGUUGGAAAUGACACAGAUGGAACCACAUUUGAUGUAGAGCUUACAAAAAACAUCCAAGGUUUAGGGAUAACUAUUGCUGGCUACAUUGGAGACAAAAUAUCAGAACCUUCCGGCAUUUUUGUAAAGAGUAUCACAAAAGGCAGCGCAGUUGAACAUGAUGGCAGAAUCCGUGUUGGAGAUCAAAUUAUAGAGGUGGAUGGAACAAAUCUUCAGGGUUUUACUAACCAGCAAGCUGUGGAAGUUCUGCGGCACACUGGCCAAACAGUCCGACUUACAUUGAUUAGAAGAGGCCUUAAGCAGGAAAAUCACAUUCGGCCCCAUGAGGACGCCAGUGCUGCUGCUGAAAAGGAUUUAAUUUUCCAAACUAUGGAUAUUGGCACAGGGAAAGAAAGCUAUGAAAGAGAGCAGGAAGCUCCAUUGUUGACAUGCAGUUCCAGUGUGGUUCAUAUUGGAGAAGACGUUAGUCCACAGCAAUCAGGCUUUCAACUGUCAUCCACAGAAGAAGGAGAAGAGGCAUUGCUGAACAAGUGGCAGAGGAUUGUGGGGCCAAAUUAUGAGGUUGUGGUAGCUCACGUGAAUAAGUUUAGUGAAAGCAGUGGACUGGGGAUAAGCUUAGAAGCAACAGUGGGACAUCAUUUUAUCCGAUCUGUUUUGCCAGAAGGACCGGUUGGACGAUGCGGCAAGCUGUUUAGUGGAGAUGAAUUACUGGAAGUAAAUGGAAUAUCUUUGCUUGGAGAAAAUCACAAGGAUGUUGUAAAUAUUUUAAAAGAACUUCCCAUCAAGGUAGCAAUGGUGUGCUGUCAUGCAGCUGCUCCACCUGUUAGUCAGUCCAUAUUGGAUGAGUCUCAGAUGAUAGAGCAGUCUCAUAUAGAUCUUGGUGGACUACUUGGUUCUUCAGAGACAGAUGAUGCUGAUUUAGAAAUGGCUAAUAUCAGCCAGAACACUGAUGAUGUUCAGGGAUCUUCUUUGGCAAUGUGGGAAACAGAAAUACAGCAAAUAGAACUAGAGAAAGGGAGCAUGGGACUUGGCUUUAGCAUAUUGGAUUACCAGGAUCCAGUGGACCCUGCCAACACAGUGAUAGUGAUCCGUUCCCUUGUCCCUGGGGGAGUUGCUGAACAGGAUGGCAGUCUCCUUCCAGGAGACAGGCUCAUGUUUGUCAAUGACAUCAACUUGGAAAAUGGCAGCCUGGAGGAAGCUGUGCAAGCACUGAAAGGUGCACCCAUGGGAACAGUUAGAAUAGGAGUCGCUAAACCAUUGCCGCUUUCACCAGAAGAGGGCUAUGUUUCUGCUAAGGAAGAUUCCUUUUUCUACACUGCCCAGUCCUUUGAGGAGGAAGGGCCAGCUGAUUCAGCCCUCUUCCAUGCUGAGCUGGCUUUGGUGGAUUCAAGCGAAGCAGAUCUAGCAGAGGAUUCCACUUUUGAAUCACAGUAUUCCCCGGACAAUGAUGGUACCUUCCAAUCUUCAGUUUCAACUCUGCAAGGCAGCAAUUGUGCCGGUGACCUGAACUAUAACCUUUCACUACCCUCUUCAACUCGAAAGAAUAUUGGUAUAGACUCUUCAGAUGCUUCAAUCACUUACAGAUUAUCUGACCCAAACCAGUACAGCAUGGAUAUAAUGCAUAGAGGGAGAGAGAUCAAGUCCUCUGCAGACAUAUGUGUGGAGCAGUCUGAUGGGUUUACAAGAAAAGAUUCAACAAUACAUGCAUCUAAGAAACUAGCUGAACAUGAAUGUACAAGCACUUGGGGAGAACCUCUGCUAACAGCUGAAGUCACACAGCAUACAAAUGUAACUUCCAGGUUGCCUCUUGAUUAUACUGAAAAAGAUCAAGUAUUUCUGAUGGAAAAUAGUAGCCUAACAACUGGUGGAAGGAGUUCCACAGCUCUAAGUACAAGCAAAAACAAAUUUGAAAAGACUAUUACUAUUGUAAAAGGCAAUUCAAGUCUAGGGAUGACUGUAAGUUCCAAUAAAGGUGGCUCUGGAAUGAUAGUCCGCAGCAUUAUCCAUGGUGGUUCUAUAAGUCGUGAUGGACGGAUUGGUGUAGGAGACUGUAUACUGUCUAUUAAUGAAGAACCUACCACUAAUUUAACUAAUGCACAAGCUCGAGCCAUGCUGAGAAGGCAUUCUCUCAUUGGACCAGAUAUAAAAUCUUCUCCAACACCUGCUGAUGAUCAGGCCCCCUUUUAUGUCAUUACAUAUGUUCCAGCAGAGCAAUUAGAAGAGUACCAGGCCAGCUUAGGGCAGCAGUCAGAAGGAACGUUGCAACUAGAUAUUUUUUCUUCUCCUGCUGCCAGGAGAGAAAUUCCAGAACUACCAGAACGUGAAGAAGGAGAAGGAGAAGAAAGUGAACUUCAGAAUACUGGCUACAGUAAUUGGAGCCAGCCAAGGCGGGUUGAACUCUGGAGAGAACCCAGUAAGUCCCUGGGCAUCAGCAUUGUUGGUGGACGGGGAAUGGGAAGCCGUCUGAGCAGUGGUGAAGUUAUGAGAGGAAUCUUUAUCAAACAUAUUCUUGAAGAUAGCCCUGCUGGCAAAAAUGGAACCUUAAAAACAGGAGAUAGAAUAGUGGAGGUGGACGGGAUUAACCUCAGAGAUGCAAGCCACGAACAAGCUGUGGAAGCCAUACGGAGAGCAGGCAACCCAGUAAUCUUUCUGGUACAAAGCAUUAUAAACAGACCAAGGCCAGAAUCUCUCUAUAGCUUUUUAUCGUCCUCUGCUCACAGUGGGCAGAAACCUAAUAAUCCAUUUUACCAUCAGCCAUCCCAGAACCUCCCUAUGCCUUACCUGCAGCACAAUCCUUUCAGUAAGCUUCCUGUCUACAGCAGCACUAACCCUUUUGUUGAUCCUCUACAGUUCAACACUAACAAGGAUAUGCAGAAUACAGUUAGAUUUACCUUCAGUUGCUCCCCAUGUAACCCUUUUGCUCCUACACCAUUUAAGGCAUCCAGUCAGUCAGAUUCGGAGCCAGAAAAGACUUCAUCUUGUACCUUGCUGUUAUCUCCUCCUUCAGCAUCUCCAGAAAUGAGUGUUGAAGAUGUACAGCAGUCCUGCAGCAAAAACUUAGAAGAUUUGGAAGAUGAGUUUGGAUACAACUGGAAAAAGAUCACUGAGCGUUAUGGGAACCUGCCAGGAGAUCUUCAUGUGAUAGAGUUGGAAAAGGGAAGGACUGGCUUAGGACUCAGCCUGGCUGGGAACAAAGACCGAUCCAAGAUGAGUGUUUUUGUAGUGGGAAUCGAUCCAAAUGGAGCAGCUGGAAAAGAUGGGAGGCUGCAGAUUGCAGAUGAGUUACUGGAAAUAAAUGGACAAGUUCUCUAUGGAAGAACUCAUCAGAAUGCAUCCUCAAUAAUUAAAUGUGCACCUUUUAAAGUAAAAAUCAUAUUUAUCAGAAACAAAGAUGCUGUCAAUCAAAUGGCAGUUUGUCCUGGAAAAUCAGUAGAGACUUCUUGUGGAACACCUCAAAAUGAAGAGGAUGAAGUGAAUAUUCUGUGCUUUAGUUCAUCUAUAGAUUUGAGUUUAUAUACAAAUAUUCAGGAUAUAGAUUUACCUAAGGAUCAAGGCAUAGGUAUCGCCAUCAGUGAAGAAGACACAGUAAAUGGUGUGGUUAUAAAAAGUUUAACAGAGCAUGGUGCAGCAGGAAAGGAUGGCCGAAUUAAGAUUGGAGAUCAGAUCCUGGCAGUGGAUGAUGAAGUUGUUGUGGGAUAUCCUAUAGAAAAGUUUAUCAGUUUACUGAAGACACCAAAGCCUUCUGUGAAACUUACAAUCAAUUCAGUUGAACAGGAGAGUCAGCCAGCUGCCCAGCCACAAACACCAAUUUAUCACUCUGAUUUGGGGGAGAGACUAAUCCAACAACCAACAACUUCGGAUUCACCAGAACCAGAAUCAGUUAAAAAUACAAGCAGAUCCUCAACUCCAGCCACACUGGCCUCUGACCCAGCUACUUGCCCAAUUAUCCCAGGUUGUGAAACUACAAUUGAUAUUUCCAAGGGACGUACAGGACUUGGCUUGAGCAUUGUUGGAGGAGCUGACACUUUGCUGGGAGCAAUUAUUAUUCAUGAAGUGUAUGAAGAAGGUGCAGCAUCAAAAGAUGGAAGACUCUGGGCUGGUGAUCAAAUCUUGGAGGUAAAUGGAAUUGACCUAAGAAAUGCAACACACGAUGAAGCCAUAAAUGUUCUCAGACAGACACCUCAAAAAGUCCGAUUAACUGUUUAUAGAGACGAAGCUCAAUAUAAGGAAGAAGACAUGUAUGAUGUGCUUAGCAUAGAGCUACAAAAGAAGCCAGGCAAAGGUCUUGGCUUAAGUAUAGUUGGGAAAAGAAAUGAUACUGGAGUGUUUGUGUCAGACAUUGUCAAGGGAGGAAUAGCAGACUUGGAUGGGAGAUUGAUGCAAGGAGACCAGAUAUUGAUGGUGAAUGGAGAAGAUGUUCGAAAUGCUAAUCAGGAAGCUGUUGCUGCUUUGUUAAAGUGCUCAUUAGGUACAGUCAGACUAGAAGUUGGAAGAAUAAAGGCAGGCCCAUUCCAUUCGGAGAGGAGAACGUCUCAGAGCAGCCAGGUCAGUGAGGGAAGUGGCAGCCUGUCCUCAUUCAGUUUCCCUGGUUCUGGAUCCAAUCCAUGUGAAAGUUACGAAAGCACUCUGAAGAAGAAUUCAUUGGCAUCUGAAAUACAAGGAUUAAGAACAGUUGAAAUAAAAAAGGGCCCUUCAGAUUCCUUGGGAAUUAGUAUUGCUGGAGGAGUAGGAAGCCCUCUUGGUGAUGUUCCUAUCUUUAUAGCAAUGAUGCACCCAAAUGGAGUUGCAGCCCAGACUCAGAAACUGAGGGUUGGGGACAGGAUUGUUAGCAUUUCUGGAACUUCUACAGAAGGCAUGACUCAUUCCCAGGCUGUCAGCUUGCUAAAAAAUGCUUUGGGCACUAUUGAAAUACAGGCGGUAGCUGGUGGCGAUGUCAGUGUUAUAACCGGCCAGCAGCAAGAUCCACCACCUUCUAGUCUUUCAUUUGCUGGACUCACAUCAAGCAACAUCUUCCAGGAUGAUUUGGGGCCUCCACAGUAUAAAACCAUCACUCUGGAUCGAGGACCUGAUGGAUUGGGCUUUAGUAUCGUGGGAGGUUAUGGAAGCCCUCAUGGGGAUCUGCCCAUUUAUGUUAAGACAGUAUUUGCAAAGGGCGCAGCAGCAGAAGAUGGACGUUUGAAGAGAGGGGAUCAGAUCAUUGCUGUCAAUGGGCAGAGUUUGGAAGGGGUCACUCAUGAAGAAGCUGUGGCUAUUCUAAAAAGAACAAAAGGAACUGUCACACUCACUGUUCUCUCCUGAUCUCUUUCUCUCCAAAGAUUUAUGGUCAGCACAAUUACUCUAUCUGCAUUCCAUGUAGCAAAGGGAAUGGAAAUGUUUUAUGUAGAGUCUCUUGAAAUUUGCAGUUGAUGGGCUGUUUCACAUCAUGAAUGAAGAAUAAUAAAUGAUCUUAUUUUUAUACACAGUAGAAAUAUUGUAUUACCAUCAAACUAUACCAACGGCUUCUCUAGUGUAGAACAAUGAUAGGGGCAUUUGAGCAGCAAUAAUAAAAUUACUGUAGCAAUGAAACUGAAUAAAAGGAGGAAAAA
Molecule: messenger RNA, 6836 nt
Organism: Heteronotia binoei (common prickly gecko)
Lineage: Eukaryota; Metazoa; Chordata; Lepidosauria; Squamata; Gekkonidae
Gene: MPDZ
Product: multiple PDZ domain crumbs cell polarity complex component
Exons: 50
Coding region: 145-6549 (2134 amino acids)
Molecular function (GO): protein binding
Source: RefSeq, a predicted model, not a curated record